AUGUCUCACGAGGAAGAUCUCAUCGACUACUCCGACGAGGAGAUCCAGACGACUGAUGCGCCCGCCAACGGCAGCGCAGCUGCCAGCAAGGGCGGCCUCACCGCUGGUGACGCUGCAGGCGACAAGAAGGGCAGCUACGUCGGCAUCCACUCAACCGGUUUCCGCGACUUCUUGCUCAAGGACGAGCUCGUACGAGCAAUCACGGACUGUGGCUUCGAACAUCCUUCCGAGGUGCCUUCCGCUACCUACGAGCGUCGACGCGCACUGCAUUAUGGCGUGCGCAGCGGUAUAUGCAUCAAGAAGCCUAGUGCUGCCCAUUGGCUCACUUUCGUGGUCCCGAAGGACUGGUUUCCGAGGAGGAGUGCAUGGUGCAGGUUCCAGCAAGUUACCAUUCCCCAGGCCAUUCUAGGAAACGAUGUCCUCUGCCAGGCCAAGUCCGGUCUCGGAAAGACUGCCGUCUUCGUUCUCGCAACUCUCCAGCAGAUGGACGAGAAGCCUGAGCCUGGCGUUGCUACUAUCCUGGUCAUGUGCCACACUCGCGAGUUGGCCUACCAGAUCCGCAACGAGUACAACCGUUUCGCCAAGUUCCUGCCAGACGUCAAGGUCGGUGUCUUCUACGGUGGAACUCCCGUCCAGAAGGACAUCGAGCUCCUGAGCAACAAGGACACUCACCCCCACAUCAUUGUCGGUACCCCCGGUCGUAUCAACGCCCUCGUACGCGACAGGCAUCUUCGCCUUGCCAACCUGAAGCACUUCGUCCUCGACGAGUGCGACAAGAUGUUGGACCAGCCCGACAUGCGCAACGAUGUCCAGGCCAUCUUCCGUGCUACCCCCCAGCACAAGCAGGUUAUGAUGUUCUCAGCCACCCUCAACAAAGACGUCCGCGUUGUCUGCAAGAAGUUCAUGCAGAACCCGCUCGAGAUCUACGUCGAUGACGAGAAGAAGUUGACACUUCACGGUCUCCAGCAAUACUACAUGAAGCUUGACGAGAAGGAGAAGAACCGCAAGCUCAACGACCUUCUCGACAGCUUGGAGUUCAACCAGGUCAUCAUCUUCGUCCGUUCGACUCUUCGCUGCUCUGAGCUCGACAAGCUUCUUCGCGAGUGCAACUUCCCCAGCACUGCUGUCCACUCCGGAAUCAGUCAAGAAGAGCGUAUCAAGCGCUACAAGGAGUUUAAGGAGUUCCAGACCCGUAUCUGUGUCUCCACUGACAUCUUCGGUCGUGGUAUCGAUGUCGAGCGUAUCAACGUCGCCAUCAACUACGACAUGCCCGACAAGGCCGACGCCUACCUUCACCGUGUCGGUCGUGCCGGUCGUUUCGGAACCAAGGGUCUCUCCAUCUCGUUCGUGAGCAGCCCCGAUGACGAGGCUGUCCUCAAGUCGAUCGAAGAGCGCUUCCAGGUCGAGCUCCCCGAGUUCCCGGAGAACGGUGUCGACUCCGGCACUUAUAUGGACAACUAG
Alternaria postmessia is the source of this 1461-nucleotide messenger RNA. It is a transcript of the gene SUB2, whose product is annotated as Suppressor of the cold-sensitive snRNP biogenesis mutant brr1-1. The coding region runs from base 1 to 1461 and encodes 486 amino acids. NCBI's taxonomy places the organism in Eukaryota, Fungi, Ascomycota, Dothideomycetes, Pleosporales, Pleosporaceae. Gene Ontology annotation, molecular function: RNA binding; RNA helicase activity; ATP binding. The record is from RefSeq and is a predicted model, not a curated record. Gene Ontology annotation, biological process: mRNA export from nucleus; mRNA splicing, via spliceosome. The transcript is spliced from 5 exons.